This is a messenger RNA of Verruconis gallopava, 600 nucleotides long. RefSeq lists its product as uncharacterized. NCBI's taxonomy places the organism in Eukaryota, Fungi, Ascomycota, Dothideomycetes, Venturiales, Sympoventuriaceae. The record is from RefSeq and is a predicted model, not a curated record. The transcript is spliced from 2 exons. Bases 1 to 600 code for a protein of 199 amino acids.
AUGCCUAUGCAGUGGACUGCAGAUGCAGAUGCAAAGGUGAGAAGUGAAAUCACUCCAACGACCGAGAACAAAGUCCAUGCAGGUUCUGACGCCUCGCCGCAGCUGUUCGCCGCGUUCAUCCGCGUGCACGAAGUCAAGCCUGUCAAUCUUCAGGCCCUAGCCGACGCGAUGGGCAACGGGUGCACUCCCAAGGCCAUUUCUCACAGGCUGGCGUUCAUCAAGAAGAAAGGGGUGGCCGCUGACUCCGAACAAGACGCCAGUCCGUCGAAACCAAACAAUCGCGCACGUGUAAACACCGUCCGAACGCCAAAGACGCCGAGGUCUGGCACAAAAAGCGGUGGCAAGAACGCAUACGGUAAGCACACUUAUUCUGAGUCUGAGGAUGAAGACACGAGUCACCGCUCUGGAACAGGGAGCGAUAGCAAAGAAAUAAAGCACCAUGACCAUAGCGAGAGUCAAGAUAAAGCCAACACACCUGUGGACUGUCGCUCUGGAUUUCUCAGUUUGGAUCCCCCCAAGUUGCGGCAAGAUGCGAGGAGUAGCGGGACACCUGAUCGCUGCUACAAGAAAGUGAAGAUUGAGGACGAUACGGAAUGCUGA